Messenger RNA from Condylura cristata (star-nosed mole), 2926 nucleotides. RefSeq names its product pleckstrin homology domain containing, family H (with MyTH4 domain) member 3 (gene PLEKHH3). Gene Ontology annotation, biological process: signal transduction. The transcript has 13 exons. Lineage: Eukaryota; Metazoa; Chordata; Mammalia; Eulipotyphla; Talpidae. Bases 453 to 2723 code for a protein of 756 amino acids. Gene Ontology annotation, cellular component: cytoskeleton. The record is from RefSeq and is a predicted model, not a curated record.
UGCUCCUAGCGCGCCAGUCCCGGGGCUGCAGGGAGCGCAGCACGCGCAGCCCGGGCCCCGGCCACCGGACGCCCUACCGGACACAACCCUCCCUGGAGCUUGGACAACUGCCCACCUCGGACACUGCACCGGACACUGCCCCCCACAGGGCUGGACACUACAACGGACAUUACUUCUCAGCUCCGGACAUUGCUCCCUCCUCCCCCCACUCCCGCCCCUGGCCCUGGACGCUUUCCCCCCUCCCCCUCCGGGGGCCCAGAGACUGACCCCCCCACUCUAGCUCGCAACCCCUUGCACCCCAGCUCCAGACACUGCCUCCUCCCUGUCCCCCUCUUCUUCUUCCUCCUCCCACUUCAUCUUUCCUCGGCUCGGGUCGGAGCCCUGCCAGUUUCUUCGACCCCCUGCAGCUCGGCCCCGGCUGCCUGCGCCCCAUCCCCCGAUUCCUCGCCCGGAUGCCUCUCCCCGGGGGAUUGUGGUGGCUCCUCUGCUGCCGUCGAGGCUUCACUCUUCUGCACCGGGACUACGGGGACGGCGAGCUUAGCGGGGACGGGGACGAGGACGAGGACGAGGAGACCUUUGAGCUACGGACCCCGAGUCCAGCGGGCGGCGGGAGGGGCACCCUGGACGUGACACUGACUCAGCCAGUGAGGAGUGGGCAGGUCUGCGACAGGUUGCAGAGCUGGGAAGAGACCCGGAGCCUCAUUCCUGAGAGGGGGCUGCCAGAGGACGACCCAGACAUCGUGGUGAAAGGUUGGUUGUAUCGAGAGCCUCGAGGAGGAGGGGCAAGGCCCUGGUUGCCCCCACGCCGGGCUUGGUUUGUGCUCACUCGAGACUCCCUGGACCAGUUCACCAGCAGCGGAAAGGGGGCUCGGCGCCUGGGGAGCCUUGUGCUUACCAGCCUGUGCUCGGUGACUGGGCCCGAGCGCAGGCCCAAAGAAACCGGUUUGUGGUCAGUGACCGUGUCUGGCCGGAAGCACAGCAUCCGGCUCUGUUCACCCCGCCAGGCUGAGGCUGAAUACUGGGGUGUGGCGCUGCGUGAAGUGAUCGCUUCCAAGGCACCCCUGGAGACCCCCACCCAGCUGCUGCUCAGGGACAUUCAGGAGAGCUGUGGGGACCCAGAGGCUGUGGCCCUCAUUUACCGGCGGAACCCCAUCCUGAGACACACCAGCGGGGCCUUGUAUGCCCCACUGCUGCCCCUGCCCUAUGGAGUCAGUGCCCCAGGUCCAGGCUACGCGCCCUUGCGGGAAGAGGCAGUGCGGCUGUUCCUGGCGCUGCAGGCUCUGGAGGGGGCACGGCGCCCCGGGCCCCUGAUGCAGGGUGUGCUCCAGACCUGCCGGGACCUGCCCGCGCUCCGGGAUGAACUCUUCCUGCAGCUGGCUAAGCAGACUUCGGGGCCCGCGGGGCCCCCCGGGCCCCCGGCUACCAGAGACCCCGCCACUCUGCGGUACUGGCAACUCCUCACCUGCAUGAGCUGCACCUUCCGACCUGGGGGAGCUGUUCGGGGGCAUCUCCUGGGGCAUCUGGAGAGGACAGAACAGGCGCUCCCGGAUUCGGAACUGGCAGAAUAUGCUCGCUUCAUUCGCAAAGCGCUGGGCCGCACGCGCGGCCGGGAGUUGGUGCCGUCGCUCGCGGAGAUUUCUGCACUCAGCCAGAGGCAGGAGUUGUUGUGCACCGUGCACUGCCCCGGGGCUGGUGCCUGUCCGGUGGCCAUUGACUCCCACACCACAGCGGGGGAGGUUGCUCGAGAGCUGGUGGGGCGGCUGGGCUUGGCCCGGAGCCGAAACGCUUUCGCGUUGUACGAGCAGCGAGGCGCCCAGGAGCGAGCCCUGGCUGGGGGUACUCUCGUGGCCGACGUGCUCACCAGGUUUGAGAAUUUGGCCGCGGAAGAAGUCGGGCUGGAGGACUCACCCGACUCCGGUUGGAGACUGUGUCUGCGUCUCCAUGGACCUCUGCACCCUGAAGGGCUGACUCCAGACGGUCACGAACUGCCUUUCCUGUUUGAGCAGGUGUGGACCAGCGGCAUUCGUGACCCCCCAAAGGCCCCAGAGUCUGAACCCUUCCCUCUCCCCAUCUUAUUUAUUUGUGUGGCCACCGGGCGGGAGACUUUACUCGAACUCAGACCUCAGACUCCACACCCCGAGGUGCUUUCGCGACGGUCCCGCCGCCGGCCCGGACGCACCGCUGGCAGCGUGGUCCGCGAGGCAGGAGGUGGCGCCGGCACCGCUGCUGCCGUGCUGGGCGGCUGGAAAAGGCUACGCGGCAUGGGCCGAGCCGAGGCCAUGGCUGCCUAUCUGGCUCUCGCGGCGCAGUGUCCAGGGUUCGGCGCUGCUCGGUAUGACGUUCUGGAGCUGAGCACGGAGCAUGGUGGGGGCGCUCCACAGAAGCUAUGCCUGGGCCUGGGAGCCAAGGCCAUGUCCCUCUCCAGACCCGGUGAGACAGAGCCCAUCCACAGUGUCAACUAUGGCCAUGUGGCCGCCUGCCAGCUAAUGGGCCCUCACACCCUGGAACUGAGGGUGGGAGAGAGCCAGCUCCUCCUGCAGAGUCCCCAGGUGGAAGAGAUCAUGCAGCUGGUGAAUGCCUACUUGGCCAACCUCUCUCCUGAGAGGCCUCGCAGCAGCUCUUCUCCAUGCCAAGACCUGCCAGACACCUCCCCUCCCAGCCAGCAUUCGGGCCUGGACGAGCCCCAGGGACAGUCUGGCUGCUUGGAGCAGCUGCAGGACUGAGCCUGCCAAGAGGUCACGACCUCCCUCCUGCCUCCAGCCUGGACCCAAACUGCUCUGAGAUUUGAGGGAACUAUGGACUCUUUUGGCCCUGCAGGGACAGGGCACACCCCAUACCCAAGGCCUGCAAUGGAUGCAGACAGUUUUCUAGCUUGUUUCUUAAUUUAUUUGUAGAAGAGAAGCAAAAAAAUCCUUAUUUACACAAA